This is a messenger RNA of Plenodomus lingam JN3, 2634 nucleotides long. RefSeq lists its product as uncharacterized. The record is from RefSeq and is a predicted model, not a curated record. Gene Ontology annotation, biological process: DNA damage response; ubiquitin-dependent protein catabolic process; protein ubiquitination. Gene Ontology annotation, molecular function: ubiquitin protein ligase binding. Gene Ontology annotation, cellular component: Cul4-RING E3 ubiquitin ligase complex. NCBI's taxonomy places the organism in Eukaryota, Fungi, Ascomycota, Dothideomycetes, Pleosporales, Leptosphaeriaceae.
AUGUCCGUCAAUCCAGGUGCUUUGAAACGGAAGCACUCUGAAAAGACGAUCAAGGAGCUCUUCACGUCACAGUCAAAGCCCAACCUUACUGCAGCGCCGUUAUCGCCGACGAGCAAACGCACCCGCCGAGAGAGCUCCCCAGUUGCUACUACCCGAGUCGCCACGCCUGUUGCAGCCAGCAAUAUGAGCACUGCCGAUAUGUACAGUUUCCCUAGUAAGAGGGCGAGUAUACCAGGCAAUGCGGAAGUUGUGGAUAUUGGGUCAAGUCCGGAUAACAGCCCCGCGAAGCCGAACGGACAGCGCAAUGGCAUGCGCAAGGCGGCGCCGAACAUGCACGCCAACACAGGCCCAAAGCGCUUGAUGGUCAAGAACUUCAAGCCUAUUCGCAAGGUCGAUCCCAAGGCCUUCCUGGAUCAAACAUGGGCCAAGAUCGACAAGGCGCUGGAUACCAUCUUUCGACAAGAAGACAUUGAUUUCAGUCUUGAGGAGCUCUACAGGGGGGUGGAGAAUAUCUGUCGGCAAAAUUUGGCCAAGGAUGUCAAGGAGAGACUUGUUAUCAAGUGCAGAGACUAUGUCGGUGGGAGCAUCAAGUCAAAGGUCAAGGAGAGCUUGGGCAGGACUAAUGUCGAUGUUCUGAGGGCGACAUUACAAGCCUGGGCGACGUGGAACAGUCAAAUGAAAUACCUCGACUGGAUAUUUUGUUAUCUUGACCGCGCCUAUCUACUACCACGACAUGAGUCCCUGCGCGAAAACUCCAUCAACCUCUUCCGCUCCAUCAUUUUCGAUCAUGCAAAGCUCAACAAACGUAUUGUCGAUGGCGCAUGCGACCUUGUGGCUAUCGAACGAACAGGCGGUGAUCUGGACAGCGAAAUAUUCUCCAAGACGAUCAACAUGUUCCACGAGAUGCAAGUCUACACAAGGGAAUUUGAGCCACGGUUGAUGGAGUUCAGCCAAGACUACAUCGUGAAGUGGGCCGCUACGGAGAGCAGUGAGAAGUCGUUACCCGAAUAUGUUCGCAGUGCCAGAGCACUCAUGGACCGUGAGAUGAAGCGCAUUGAGAUGUUUAGUCUGCCGAACACAACCAAGCGAGAGCUUUUGACGUUAUUGGAGGACCAUCUCAUCUCGAAGCAAGAGUCAAAGUUGGUGAACCAAGAUGAGUUGGCUGAUUUGCUAGAGCAGAACGCGGUGGAAGACCUCGAGUUGUUGUACACACUCCUCGAACGCCGCAAGCUUGGUGCGAAUCUGAAACCAGGUUUCACGAAAUGGAUCGAGGAUGAGGGUACGGCCAUUGUUUUCAAUGAAAAAGAGCAGGACGGUAUGGUAAUAAAGUUGCUCACCCUGAAACGACAACUCGAUACCCUAUGGAAAGUAUCAUUCCAUCGUGAUGCUGAGCUUGGCCAUGGUCUGCGAGAAUCCUUCGAAACCUUUAUGAACAAGACCAAAAAGACGAAUGCAAGCUGGGGGACGGACAACUCGAAGACGGGUGAGAUGAUCGCCAAAUACGUGGACAUGCUUUUGAGAGGUGGCGCAAAAGCUAUACCAGCGCAAUUGAGCAGAAAGGCCGAGAAGCCGGCUGUAGUGAAUGCUGAAGAGGACAAUGAGGAUGUUGUGUUUGAUGAAGAUACCGAAGUCAACAACCAACUUGACCAAGUGCUGGACCUGUUCCGUUUCGUGCACGGCAAAGCAGUCUUCGAAGCCUUUUACAAGAAAGAUUUAGCCAGGAGGUUAUUGAUGGGCAGAAGUGCAAGUGCUGACGCUGAGAGGAGCAUGUUGUCGAGGUUGAAGAUUGAAUGUGGUGCUGGGUUCACAGCAAAUCUCGAGCAAAUGUUCCGAGACAUUGAGCUGUCCCGAGAGGAAAUGGCGUCAUACAAGAAUAUCAGCGAGGAGCGCAAUGAGAAGCUCGGUCUAGACUUGAAUGUCAACGUCCUCUCAGCAUCGUCGUGGCCAACAUACCCGACUGUGCCAGUCAUUUUGCCACCAGAAAUUCAAGCCGCGAUAAGCAAGUUUGAAUCGCAUUACAAGUCGAAGCAUUCGGGUCGGAAACUAGAGUUCAAGCACGCCCUUGCCCAUUGUCAAAUCAAAGCCAAGUUCCCCAAGGGCAACAAGGAGCUAGUCGUAUCCUCCUUCCAAGCCAUCGUCCUCCUACUCUUCAACGAACGCAAGGAUGACGAGCACAUUGACUACAACUACAUGAAGGAAGCCACCGGAUUACCCCCCGCCGAACUAAACAGAACCCUCCAAUCUCUCGCCUGCGCCAAAAUCCGCCCCCUAACCAAACACCCCAAAGGUCGCGACAUCUCCCCCACCGACACCUUCACCCUCAACACGGCCUUCUCCGACCCCAAAUACCGCAUCAAGAUCAACACGGUCCAGCUCAAGGAAACGCCUGCCGAAAACAAGGAGACGCACGAGCGCGUGGCCGCCGACCGCAACUACGAAACCCAGGCGGCGAUUGUGCGCAUCUUGAAGGCGAGGAAGCGCAUUAGCCAUGCCGAGUUGGUGAGUGAGACGAUCAAGGCGACGAGGAAUCGGGGCACGCUCGAGGUUAGUGGGAUUAAGCGGAACAUUGAUAGAUUGAUUGAGAAGGAAUUUUUGGAGCGGGAGGAGGAUGGCUUGUAUGCUUAUAUUGCCUAG